AUGGAUGGUGCAAAUCAUAAUGUGUUAUCAGAAGAACUUUUAUUGUUGUCAUCAGAUGAUGAAAACGAUGCCGAUCUGGUUAUUGAUUACCUGAGCGAAGAUCAAUCCUUCACCCUGAAAUGCACGGAUGCCUCUGCCUGCUCUAAUGAGAUAGAAAACUGUUGCGAUCUGAAGAAUACAACAGGUGCAGCAGUAAACGUCAGCGAGUUGGCGAGAACAAACGGUAGCAAUAGUGACGCGACUACAAAUAAUCACAGCAACAUGGUGCCAAUAAUUAGUGUGACUCCUCACAGCCCUGGGGCCAAGUUUAAUUUUCUAGAGGACACUCUUAAUCAGUUACAAUGUCUACGAGAAAGUGUAGCUCAUAUGAAAAAUUCCACACUUCAAAACACGGCAUUGGGAGGCAUUGGUUCGACGAUGUCCUCGACGAAAUUGUUCUCCUCGUGUCCUUCGUUGCCAGAUCUUACUAUAGCAAAUCCUAUCAAUGUUUGGCCGCAUCAUCAUGUGCUGUACGGUUUGAAUAAUGAUCGACGAAAGUCAUGGACCGCCAUUGAGGAUUUAACAGAAUGCACAAAGUCAUCACACAAAAGCGUCAGCUUGUCUAGUCUGGACAGCGAAGAGCAGGAAUCUUUACGAGCUGCGGAACGACUCCAUAAUCGAACGAGUAGAAACAGUACGGGUGGAAUUUCAACACAUUCCUUAAACGAAGCUGAGUUAGCGAGGGAUUUUGAGAAAGUAGUGGCUAAACGCAAUCUGGUGCCCGUGGUUCCACGGAUUCCGUUACAAAAAAGCAUAUCCACUCCAUCUAUAGCUCCGGUCCGGAAUCAGACUGUUAAGGAAGAUAAUCUAGCCUCUUCGAGGCAUCUUUCUGACAGUGAAGAUGAAACUCAUGAUCGAUCACUACUUUGUGUGAGAGAUAAAAACGAGGAAUAUCCAGAGCAUCACGAAAAACGAAGAAAGCGUGGCUCAUUAUUUUUCCGGAAGAAGAAAGAUAAAUCUAAAACAAAAGGACAAUCCUCUGUUUGUGAUGCCUGUGGAGCAGUUAUAAAUCUGGCAACAUACAAAGAGCACGCAGUAGAAUGUAAAGCAAAGAUAGCAAAGAAAUAUUUCCAGGCUCAACCAAAACCUAGCUCAAACAAGAAGAGCUCUGCCAACAGUGGCAAAAAAAUGACUGGAUGUUACUCUCCGUGGCGAUUGGUUGCUAACAAAUUAGGCGUGGUAUCACAACACGCUAGCCACAAUUCCUCGCAACACGAUGAUCAGGGUAGAGACUAUUAUGAUGGCAACGUGCAUAAUGAUAACGCUAAUUACUCAGACGACGUUCCGUUGAUAAGGGAUGAAUUUCUGCACGAAGCGCCUAUCGGUCCACAUGAGCUGGGUGCAGAGCCCAUUCUAGGCGUUGCAAUUGAUGAGCACGACUCAUGGAGCCCCAGUGUCCCUAAAGAGGUGGUCAAAGGGCUAAAGGACAAACAGGUGAAACGUCAAGAACACAUUUAUGAAUUUAUCAUGACAGAGAAGCAUCAUGUUCAAACUUUACUAGUCAUGCAGAAGGUAUUUGUAGAAAGUCUUCAGAAACACUUCAGCCAUCUAAACUUAGAACGGAUGUUUCCAAGGCUCGUUGAACUAACCGAGCUACAUACCGGAUUUCUUCGCAAACUGAGAUUGAAACAAAGAGAACAUCACAUAGUGGAUAGCAUCGCCGAUAUCCUACUCGACUUUUUCUCCUCAAUGUCAGCUCAGAAGCUUAAAAGUUCAUAUGGCGAAUUUUGUUCAAAUCAUCGAUCAGCGUUGGAUACGUUCAAGUGUUACAUGACUGGUGACAACGUGUUUGCUGAAUGGUACAAGCAUUGUCAGCAAAAUCCACUCCUGAAGAAGAAAGGCAUACCCGAAUGUAUUUUGUUCGUUACUCAGCGCCUAACUAAAUACCCGCUACUUAUCGACCCUUUGCUGAAAAGCUCUCGUGAAGACAAGAUUGAGCAGGAAAAGCUGCAGAAAGCCAUGUCGCUGGUAAAAGAAAUACUAGUUGACGUGGAUGCCCGGGUGGCCGAUAAAGAGAAAGAGGAUCGUCAAUUAGAGAUUUUUAAACGUAUUGAUGCCAAAUCCUGCGCAAUCUUUAAAAAGGAUAAGUUCAAAAAAUCGGACAUAAUAUCAUGCAAUCGAAAAUUAAGAUUCGAAGGAGUAGCCACUUUAAUGCAAGGCCGAUCCAAAAUGCAAACAGUUCUGGUGGUUGUCCUAUCGGAUUGCUUGUUCUUUCUAUUGGAAAAUUCGCAUAAAUAUUCUUUCUUCACUCCAGAGAAUAAGGCGGGCGUAGUUUCUCUGCAAAAGCUUUUAAUUCGUGAAAAAGCUGGCACAGAAUCUCGAGGUAUUUACAUCAUAUCUUCAAACCCGGCUUAUCCGGAAAUGUACGAACUGAAGGUACAAAAUCCAAAAGAUAAAAAUGUGUGGAUCCAAUCAAUACGUGCUGCCGUUAUUGACUGUCCCUCAGAUGAGUCGGAAACAGAUGACUACAUGAGCAUUGAACAAAGGCAAAAAAUAAUAGAUCUAAAACAAGCAAAUAUUCGGGAGAUAAUUUCUCUCGGAACAACCGAACUGGAAGGUAAAAUGCGGCAGAAGGACUUCGAGCAGGCGAUAUUACUUGAAGAAAAGAUAGCGCUACAGUUGAGCUUGUUGCUGGAUAACGAGCAAAACGCUGAGCAACUAGGUCCCGCCGUUGAGUCAUUUAUCUCAAAUUACGGAUCGUAUAGAGAUCUUAUCUCCGAUGACUGUGAUACUAUAGAAAUAUGGAAACGGGUGUUGAACUCUAUACAAGAAAUUAGUUCUCUGGCAUCUUCGCUCUAUACGGCUGCGACGGGAUUACCACUAUCUAGGUCCACCAGCUCAGUUGGUGAGCGUCAGAGCGAAUUGUUCAUCUCUCCAACCUUACCAAAACGGGCAGAAACUUUUGGUGGAUUCGAUGAGCGUCGAUCAAAACAACUAAUAACUGGCGGAGGAAUUGGAGGUACUAAUUCAACAAUGCAUACUGCCAACUCACGUGACGCUGUUCUUUCAACAUUAUCAGCCGGAUAUUUUACCAACCGUGAAACGUAUGAAAAACGAGAACAGCAGACUCAUUCUUCAUCUUCAGGGUUGGACGUCGAUCAGCUUUCUAUGUUGGCUAAUCCUCACAGUACUACUUCAUACGGCCAGCAGAAGUUGUUGGGCAGUGGCACAGAAGGUGUGUCAUCUGAUUUGGCCAAAGAUCAGAAUUACGCAGCUUUACACGUAUCACACCAUCUGCACACUCUGCUUUGUAUAAUCUCACAACAAAUGACAACCAUUCAGAGCCUGCAGCAUCAGCUAAAUAGUUAUCGCGAAAAUCCAAAGACACUGUAUCGACAUAACGACCAACUGGAAGAAUUGCGUAACUUGCAGGAUAAGCUGCAGGAAGAAAAGACGAACUGGCAGAAACAAAAAGAACAGGAGGAGCGUGAACUCGAAGAAACGAAACACUCACAGAAAGCUUUGCAGGAUCAGAUACGGGCAGAACAGGAAGAUAUCAGACAGCAACGUGAACAACUGUAUCGGAAGAUGGAAAUUUUGUCGAGCCAAGGACUGUUACUUUCUCCAAGCGUUGCGAUACCGAUACCAACUGGAGUAACAUCGUCAUUGGAGGAUACACAAAGUGUCAGCGAAGAGCACCACGUGGAUAGUGCCUUCGGAGGAAGCAUUGCAGCAGGUUCUAUGGCUGGAUCUUCGGUUACAAUCGAUCGCAAGAAAGAUAAAUGGCGAACAGCAAGCAUAUCCAAGACACCUCCAGCAAACCUAGUAAGUGCAACUAAUGCAGCAAAGAUUAAUGCAACUAACAUAAAACAGCAGCUGCCGCUAAAACUAUCAUCAUUGUCGAGCACAAAGCAGGGCUCUGCUGCCAGCAACUUGGUAAUGUCACCUAACAGUAGCAAUGUUGGCAUGGUUUCGCAUGCAGCUGGCGUUGGGGUGACUCAAAUGUUUCCUUUGAAGCUAGCUGAUAAGAAGAUUUCUUCCACUGGCACUCCAAAUCAUUCUCGAACUGGUAGCAGUCCUGCCGUAAUACAACAACAAAUUCAAGUACAAUCGGGUAAUCCUGCUACUAGAACAAACACCUAUCCAAAAAUCCCAGAACGCUUUCGCUUAAGAAGUUCUGACAACUAUCCUGGCCCACCAAGCACUGCUUGUUCAACUACACCACAAACGUAUCAGUAUUCAUCACCGUCACACCCUAUGGUGGCAUUGUCUUCGACUCCUCCUCCGCUAGUGCCCGCUAGAAGCACGAUACAGCAGGAAUCGAGCGGAGCACGUACUUCCUCUCCCAUUUCGGCUCGCCAUCCCAGCUUACAGUCACCGCAGAAACCUACUGAUCCGUCACAGAUGGGAGGCAGCAAAGGUGACAGCAGCAACAGCAAGGCCAAGGAGGAAGAAGUGAUGUACUUUUGA
This is a messenger RNA of Anopheles marshallii, 4449 nucleotides long. RefSeq names its product rho guanine nucleotide exchange factor 18 (gene cyst). Bases 1 to 4449 code for a protein of 1482 amino acids. Gene Ontology annotation, biological process: regulation of Rho protein signal transduction. Gene Ontology annotation, molecular function: guanyl-nucleotide exchange factor activity. The record is from RefSeq and is a predicted model, not a curated record. The transcript has 24 exons. Lineage: Eukaryota; Metazoa; Arthropoda; Insecta; Diptera; Culicidae.